Molecule: messenger RNA, 2319 nt
Organism: Aspergillus ochraceoroseus IBT 24754
Lineage: Eukaryota; Fungi; Ascomycota; Eurotiomycetes; Eurotiales; Aspergillaceae
Gene: nar1
Product: iron-sulfur cluster assembly protein NAR1
Exons: 2
Coding region: 316-2133 (605 amino acids)
Biological process (GO): iron-sulfur cluster assembly
Cellular component (GO): cytosolic [4Fe-4S] assembly targeting complex
Molecular function (GO): 4 iron, 4 sulfur cluster binding
Source: RefSeq, a predicted model, not a curated record
UAUAUAUAUAAUAAUAUGUAAAUAUUGCCCCAAUUGCGGCCAGUCCCGCGGAGCUGCAAAACGGAUGGUGAAAAUUGUUGCCACUUCAGAUGACAAAGCAUACCUACCAUACAUUUCCUCUCUUUCUUUCUCUUCCUCCUCCCCAACAACGGCCUUCCCUCCUCUCUGGCUCCUUUUCCCUUCGUCUUUUCAAUUUGCUCAAUAUCUGAUCUGCACACUCAAAUAUAGAGUGAGGCGUGCGGAUAUCGAUUUCUCUAAAAGCGCAACCAUCUCCUCCUAUAACCGUCCAGCGGGGACACCCCGCCUGCCGGCACAAUGAGCGCAAUUCUCUCCGCUGACGACCUGAACGAUUUUAUUUCCCCAGGUGUCGCUUGUAUAAAACCUGUCGAAACCCUUCCGCAGAAGCAACCUUCAAAUCCAGAGAACCCCUACGAAGUAACGACAGAAGACAAAGUCCAGCCUGAAAAUCUACCCCCGGCACAGAUCUCGCUGACUGAUUGCCUGGCAUGCUCUGGUUGUGUGACAUCCGCGGAAGCUGUGCUCAUUUCGUUGCAGUCGCAUGCAGAGGUUCUCAACACCCUUGAUGCGCACCCCGAGAUUCGACUGGUCGACAGCGAAAAUGGACGACCACCCGCGGUGGGUAACGGACAAGAGGCUGAAGAUGGUUGGAUGUUUGUUGCGAGUGUCAGCCCACAGGUGAGGGCGAGUCUCGCCGCUACAUACGGAAUAUCGGAGAAGGAGGCAACGCAUAUGAUCGACCAGUUCCUCAGCGGUCCUCAAGGUUUACGAGCAGGAGGGAAACACGGCAGUGGAUUCAACUGGGUUGUCGAUACUAAUGCCUUGAGAGAGGCGGUAUUGGUCUUAACAGCUGAUGAAGUCGAUGAGUCACUUGCGGGGCAGGCAUCGAACCGCAUGGAAGCUCCCAAACGGCCCAUUCUUUCAUCUGCAUGCCCGGGCUGGAUAUGCUACGCAGAAAAGACACACCCUUUCAUUCUACCUCAUUUGUCUCGACUCAAGUCACCCCAAGCUCUGGCUGGGACCUUGAUAAAGACGGUGCUAAGCAAAGCUCUUGGUGUCUCGACCUCCCGUAUUUGGCAUUUGGCAGUUAUGCCUUGCUUUGAUAAAAAGCUUGAAGCUAGUCGAGAAGAACUUACUGAUGCCUCAUGGAAUACUUCUUCGUCAUCGUCCGGUUCUUCAACCCCCGUUCGCGACGUUGAUUGUGUCAUCACAUCGCGUGAGCUUCUGACCCUUGCUUCCUCCCGGGGCAUAUCUCUUUCUGGACUGCCUCUGAAGCCUCUCCCUCAGUCAUUCUCUCCAUCAUUCCCUGAUCCAGCACUCAACGCUUUUCUGUUCUCUAGAAGAUUUUUGUCGGGCCAAUCCACGUCCGCUGGGACCUCUGGAGGCUAUCUUCACCAUGUGCUCACCACUUUCCAAGCUCGCAAUCCCGGCAGUGAGAUUGUCACUCAGCGGGGAAGGAAUGCGGAUGUAGUGGAAUAUGUCCUUGCCUCACCCUCGGGUGAACCUAUCAUGAAAGCGGCUCGGUACUAUGGUUUUAGGAACAUUCAAAAUCUUGUCCGGAAACUCAAACCUGCGCGCAUAUCCCGACUCCCGGGAGCCAAAGUAUCUACCGGGUCCGCAGCCGGAGGUCGACGGCAACCGAUGUCGCGCACUGGCGGCGUAUCUACGGGAUCAACUAUAGACUAUGCAUAUGUGGAGGUUAUGGCUUGCCCUGGUGGAUGUACCAACGGGGGCGGCCAGAUUCGGAUCGAGGAUGUCCGAGAAGUCCACCACCAAGCAGGAGAUUCAGAGUCAUCGAACGCCGUUGUCUCAAAACCAUCGCCACAUGAGCUGCGCUCAUGGCUCGCCCGCGUGGAUGAAGCAUACUAUUCUUCCGCUGAUUUAGAUCAAGAGGGUGAAGUCGGAAAUCGGCUUCAAACUGCUUCCGUUGUAGAGAACGAAACCAUGGUUCAUGCAGCCUUGCAGCGCUGGUCGGAUGUGACGGGGAUUCCCCUUUCCAAACUAGUCUACACCUCGUAUCGCGAAGUGGAGAGCGAUGUCGGCAAGAAGCAGCCCGCACCGAAUGACACGACUCGUGUCGUUGAGUUGGCGGGAAAAAUUGGCGGUGGCUGGUAGACUUUUUUUUUUCUUCUUCUUCUUUUUUUUUUCUUCUUGGCUUUCUCGCUUUCUAACAACAUCUAUACCCAGAUAGUAGCGAGCGGUUUGUUGGUUGGUUCCAUUUACGGUUGCAUGCAGUGUAUAUAGCAUAUAGAGAGAUAGAGAGAUAAAUACGGAGUACUAGAAGAUCCAUUUCAAAUUGUC